Molecule: messenger RNA, 1386 nt
Organism: Bubalus bubalis (water buffalo)
Lineage: Eukaryota; Metazoa; Chordata; Mammalia; Artiodactyla; Bovidae
Gene: BORCS5
Product: BLOC-1 related complex subunit 5
Exons: 5
Coding region: 316-954 (212 amino acids)
Biological process (GO): organelle transport along microtubule; positive regulation of anterograde synaptic vesicle transport; lysosome localization
Cellular component (GO): synaptic vesicle membrane; BORC complex; cytoplasmic side of lysosomal membrane
Source: RefSeq, a predicted model, not a curated record
GAUUGCUGCGCCGCCCGCCGGUCGCGGGCGUGGCUGGUUCCCGGCGUUCACCCGCCUCCUUGCCUUUGGUUUCCCCAAAGAAGGCGGGAGGGCGAGCGGCGUGCAUCCCCGCGGUGCCUCCCUGCAAGCCUUUCCCUAAAUAGGGCCUCUCCGUCCCCCACCGUCCGCGCCCCCGCGUGGGCUGGGCGCACCAUCCCUAUAUCACAGCCGGUGUAGCCUCCGUAUCUCGGUCCCCCGGUCCCUGCUCUGUCGCCCCUCCGCCUGAGCGGUCGCCGCCCGUUCCGUCGUUCCUCCGCUGCCACCGCUGCCGGCAUCAUGGGCAGUGAGCAGAGCUCCGAGGCCGAGAGCCGACCCAACGAUCUGAACUCCUCAGUGACCCCUUCUCCAGCUAAGCAUAGAGCCAAGAUGGACGAUAUUGUGGUUGUAGCUCAAGGCUCCCAGGCCUCAAGGAACGUCAGCAACGAUCCUGAUGUCAUCAAGUUGCAAGAGAUUCCAACCUUCCAGCCACUUUUGAAAGGGACGGGACACAGGUUGCUGAGACACAUGUUACAGGUUCAAAGAGAAGGGCUGUUGAGUGGCCAGACUUCCCCAACGAACGCCAAACUGGAGAAACUGGAUUCUCAGCAAGUGCUGCAGCUCUGUCUCCGCUAUCAGGACCACCUCCAUCAGUGCGCUGAGGCCGUUGCUUUUGAUCAGAACGCUUUGGUGAAACGAAUCAAAGAGAUGGAUUUGUCUGUAGAAACCCUCUUUAGCUUCAUGCAGGAGCGCCAGAAAAGAUAUGCCAAAUACGCCGAGCAGAUCCAGAAGGUCAAUGAGAUGUCGGCCAUCCUGCGUCGCAUCCAGAUGGGCAUCGACCAGACGGUACCGCUGCUGGAGCGACUCAACAGCCUGCUGCCUGAGGCCGAGCGCCUGGAGCCCUUCAGCGUGAAGCCCGACCGCGAGCUCAGGCUGUAGCCAAGCCCCCUGGCACCGCCAGGGCCGCGGGGCCUUUGGAACCAGAGACACAGGAGGUGACCUAGGUCAGGGGAGUGUGGUGCUCCCCAAGGGCACGGGAGGCAGUCCAUUGCCCUGGAGACCUGUGAUGCUCCAGCCCUCCCCUUGACGCGCUUUCCCCUGCAAAGCCAACCAACCUGCCCUCCAUGGUCUCCGAAGUGGGAAUAUUUGAACUCUUAGGAAUUCUGUACAGAACCCUGCCUUGGGAAUUAUUUUUUUAAUUUAGUUUGCUUUUUUUUUUUAAAUUGACAGUGUAUAUUACCUAAUCUAGCUUGCAGACUGAAACUAUGAAGAGAAGGGGGAAGAAGAUUUGAGGAAGCCCUGUGUCCCUGAUGCCUCUGUGACAUUUUUCUCCAUAACUGUCUGGGCUGCAUACAUAAAGAGCUAACUUAA